Dentiscutata erythropus is the source of this 803-nucleotide messenger RNA. NCBI's taxonomy places the organism in Eukaryota, Fungi, Glomeromycota, Glomeromycetes, Diversisporales, Gigasporaceae. The record is from the annotation of a GenBank genome assembly.
UAUGCUUGUUCUUAUUUAUUCCAUUUCCAUUCAUGGAAUGGUUUACAAGUAAAAAAGGUAUUAUUUCACGUUCAGAAGAGUUUCACGCGCCAACUUUUCCUCAUCAUAAGUUGGGUGAAUUCUUAUCGGCAAUGCUGUCUCUACAAUCAAUGACUUUUCUUGGUUUUGCUGAUGAUGUUUUUGAUAUUCGAUGGAGAUAUAAACUUUUAUUACCAACUAUCGCAUCUAUUCCUUUGUUAAUGGUUUACUAUGUAAAUUUUGGGGAAACUCAUAUAGUUAUGCCAUUACCGCUACGAUUUCUACUUGGGAGAGUUGUGGACUUGGCUGGUAUUAAUGGUGUAGAAAUUGGACAAUCAUUAGUUAUCGCAUGUUCAAUUGCAAUCAAUGAUUUUCUUUUCUUAAACGGAUCUAGUCCUUCUAAUCCUGCUAUUGAAGGUCAUUUAUUUUCAUUAUACUUUAUUCUUCCCUUCAUUGGAGUUUCAUUAGGAUUGAUCAUGCAUAAUUGGUAUCCAUCACGUGUUUUUGUUGGAGACACGUAUUGUUAUUUUGCUGGAAUGACAUUUACAGUAGUAGGAAUACUUGCACAUUUCAAUUGUCCGCGACAUCGCAUGCCAAAAUUUAGUCCAACAACGCAAAAGUUAAAUUAUAGCAGAGCUCUCAUGAAAAAACCAUUAGGAAUCCCAGCAUUUGUUAUUCUCAAAAUUUUUUCAUCACUUGGUCUUGUCGAAAUAACUGAAUUAGAAAAUGGUAUUGAAUCGUCAUUAUUAUUCAGAUUUUUACAAGUUGUAUUGCUUUUAUUAUAA